AAGAUGGAUCUGACAUUGUGGACGAUAAAGCAGAAGCAUAAUUUCUUAUUUAUGUCUAUAAAAUUUCAGAAACGAAAUGAAUACAGAUAGACAAUUCUACAUGAAACUUACUUCGACCCAUGGCGAUCUGUGCAGAAAUCGGCGGCCAAAACGCUAGGAAAUGUAUUGGAGAGGUAAAGAGCAUGCCCUUUGCUUAAUAGCUACGUUGGAAACGCUGUCAGACCGGUUGACACGCGUGUUUAGGCAUUCCUACGUGUGUGUGUGUGUCUGCGCGCGCCCUUGUGUUUGCCUAAUAUUUACCUUGUUCAGCUAAGAACCACCCCUCUUUAGACUUUUUUUUUUCCUCUUCUUUUGAGAACUUGGACGUGCGUGAUGGUGGGAGUCGCUCCACUAACAAGGUCACUACCAGAAACAUAUAAGGAUGUGUACAGAUUCUUCACCUUAGAGGAUGACAAAGGUGGAGCAGUUGAUGUCUUUUCUGGGUCACCUUUCAUGGAUUCUACUAGCAAGGGGUCAAAGUACCUUGGCAUCAUCAGCCCUAUAAUUUCUAGAGUUUGGACCACCUCCACUAUCGAAGGUCUUGAAUCUGUCUUGUCUUGGCAACAUUUCAUGGCCAAAUUCACAAACUUCUCCACACAUGCAAAAGGAUAUGAACCCAUUCUUCCAUCAAUAAUCGAGAAUAUUGUACCAGAUUGAUACGUAAUGUUAACCGUGUGUGUGUGUGAGAGAGAGAGACAGCGAGAGUACAAAUGUUCAGUUGGUCUAAAAGUGAUGAAAGACAAUUAAUUUCAAGCAAAAGAGGAGAAGAUGAAAAGCUCUAGAAACACAACACCAAGACUAUAUACAUCACUCUUGUCUGUUAACUUAUGCGUCAAGAAAUACUUUAGAUCAAG
Messenger RNA from Rubroshorea leprosula, 893 nucleotides. NCBI's taxonomy places the organism in Eukaryota, Viridiplantae, Streptophyta, Magnoliopsida, Malvales, Dipterocarpaceae. The record is from the annotation of a GenBank genome assembly.